GUUUUUGUGCUUGGUCGGAAGUAGGCUGAUAUGAUGCAGUCCUCCAAGCACCUGACAGAGACAAAAUCUGUUCGAGGAGAAUGUUUCGCAUGUGAGGUUCAGAGCCUGGGAUGACUUUCCUGCCAGCGUGCUUGGUGAGUCUGCAGCUCAGCUACUGCCUGUGGUGAAAUUGCAGUAGGGAGAUCACUGCCGUUCACCAGCAGCACCCUGAGCCAGCUCAUCCUGCUAGCUAUUUCUGUCUGCACUUAUCUAUAGCAUCAUCCUCCUUGUGCCUGUGUACCUGCUAAGCAUUCAGAACAGGCAUGGCUGUGGCAGCCUCCUCAUUUCUCUCCAGCCUGGAGGAUAAAUAACUGGAUUGCUUUUUAAAAUUCUUUUUUCUGCACCAAGAAUUUACAGUGGGAAGGCUGGAGAAAUGCUUUCAGGAACAAGCGGACAGGUGGGUACAGCCCUGCUCCUUCAUAGCCUCUAGGGGCACCUUUCUUUGGAGGUGAUGUUUUCCUGGAGUGAGAUACGGUCUUGGGUAAUGAUACCAUACCCAGAGUUCAUGAGAGAGAAGACCUGGAUCUAACUUGCUUGCAAAGGGACCUGGAGCAGAAGGCUGGAUGCUUGGGUUGGCUGGAUUAACUGGCUGUCAUUCAGAGGGAACUUGACAGAUCUAUUUUGCUUUCGUUGAACCUCUCUACUGCAUUCAUAAGGAUUUCCUGGAUCCAGAAGCUGCACUGGAGGCAACUGAGCAGCACAAAAAUGUGACUUUGACAAGAGACUCCGAGCCUUCUGCUGAGGAAUUUCUUACUGAUCAGUUUGUAAUUUAAGCCUAAAACUGAAGCACGCAUAAUAGUUUGUUAAUCUGAUAGGGGACAAAGGCUUUCUCAUUACCUAGGGCUGCCAAAAAGGCAGUCACUGGAAGCUUCAGAAUGAGUGCUCCAUUAGUCCCAAACAAAUCAUGUUAUUCCCAGCUUCAGGACAAUCGCAGUGAGAUAAAAAAUAAUAAUGAAAGCACAGUGAGCGUGGGGGAUAGCAAUGCCAACCAAAUCAUGACAAAGAUUAGAACCACGGAGGGGGAAAUCAAGAAACAGGGUUUGACAGAUGAAGGUGGAAAUGUACACUCUGGAGGAUCGGAGAGAGUUACUUGUCUGGAUACAGAACAGAAUAAACUGGUGCUCAGAGACUCUCGGACCUGUAACACUGGUAUACAAGAAAGUAAGCUGCCUUCAACCACAAGCAGGGAAAUAGGGAAGGACAGCAGGGCCAGUGAAGUUAAGGAUAUAGCAAGGCAUAUCAGGAUGAGCCGAGGACAAAGUCUGUCCAGUUUAAAAAGCAGCACAAAUGAUGCUAACCUGGAGAUCAUUUCUAAAGGUGAUGUUGACUUCACCCAGAAUUUUCCUAAGGGUAAAAUGUCCAGGACUGUGGAGAUGGAAAGAAUAAAAAGGCUCUCUUUGGGCAGACCCAGUAAAUUUUCUCCUCAAUCUGAAACACUUACAAAAGAAUGUGUUGGCCGUGUGUCUUGUAAACGUCUGCUUUCCGCAUCAUUGGAUUCCAUUGACAGGUCGCACCAUUUGAUUGGAAAUACAGAGAAAUCACAAAAAACUUCCACAGAUCAUUUUCUUGGGAUGGUGUUUCAUCCACUCGACAAUACCUCAGAGGAAAAUACUGUCUUUUAUUCCAAACCAUCUACCUCAGGGAACAAGAAAAUAAGUAAACCAGAAAACGUACCAAAUGUUAACACCGAAAGCACACUGCAUACUUCUCAUACCCAUCAUCAUUCAGCUGUUAAGCCCAGUGAGAUUGCUAGUAAAUCAGAAGCACAAUUAAGUCAGGGUGAUAAAAGUAAGAAGCUGGAGCUUAAGGCUGUGACAUCCCUACAAUCUAAAAACACAUGUCAACAAAAGACUGAGAGAAUUAUGGUGGUAGAGUUUCUGGGAUGUAAAAAAGAUGGAAGUACAACAGUAAAAGAACAGAAGGAGUCUGGCUCUGACGCAUCAACAUUUCAAACAUCCCAUUUUCAAGACAUCUGUGAUAAAGCAGAGGAUCCUGUGUCAAAUCAGGUUGUAACCUCUUCUGAUGACAGACUGCAAAGUGAUAACUUCACCAUCCACGGGGAAGGAAGAGAAGGACAUGACAGUGACAGUGGGGCAGCUACCCAGCUUAGUGAGGAAGACAGAGAAGUGGAAACAAUAUUCCCACUCACCUGUGAUGGUAAUUCCAGUAGCAAAGUGACACCUAUUAAAAACAAAAAUUUACAUGAAGAUGAUGCAGGCUGUGCUGAAACAGUUGGUGAACAGGUAUCUCACAUACAAAAUGUGUAUCUUCCUGAUAGCAAACCCUUGCAAGUUAAUGAGGAUAAACUGAUGCUGGUCGAAGGAAGCACUGAGGAAGCUGCCUUGCCUGCUUCUGAUCUCUCUGAGCAUGACAGAGUGUGCAGCACAGAGACAGUGUCAAACCAACAGCCUGACGACCAUGUCAGUGACGUGGAAACCUUCGUGGUUCCAAGUAAAAAGACAAUCCCUGCCCAGAAACAUCCUCCAGAUGAAGCACAAGAGAGCUAUAAGGUUUCGGCAAAGGCUGACACUUUUUUAUGUGUUCCAACUCAUAUGCGCCCGGUGGCAGUGCUGGAUGUUAACAGUCAGCCCACACUAUCAAACAGUAAUUUGAAGGACCUAUAUGCACUUCCCAUUGACAAACUGUCACCCUCCUCAGUCCUACCUCAUGCUGACAGUACGCAGAUGAUGAACAUAUCCCCCAAAGUGCCUAUGAAGACUGCCAGCAGCAGCGCAAUCCCCAAACCUAUCCUGGUUCACUCCAAGGGCUCCCUCACAGAUAAGGUGGAUGCUGACAGUGACUGCAGUGAGAAACUGGAAGAAAGCAUGGAGGUGAAACCUGCCAUACCCAAGCCUAAACCCGUGAGACCUAAAAUCAUCACAUACAUCAGAAGAAACCCUCGUUCAAUAGAGCAGCUUGACCCUUCAUUUGCACCAGCAGGGCUGCCAUACGGUACCGCAGCAUGCACAGUGCCCAUCUCCACAGAGCAGAAGGCAUCUGGUGGAGGGGAGGGGAAGGCCCCCAGCAUCCUGUAUGACAAAUUUAAACCUGACCUCCAGAAGCCAAGACUCUUCAGUUCUGGGCUGGUAGUGUCAGGAAUUAGGCCUCCAGGUCAUCACUUUGGCCCAAUGGGUGAGAAGUUUUUGCAGGAGGUUGGGGAGAGGCCUGCAAAAGAUGAAUUUUGUCCUCCACCAUAUACUCACUACGAGGUCCCACCAAGUUUUUAUCGGUCUGCCAUGAUACUUAAGCCACAGUUAGGACUGGGUGCAGUCUCCAGGUUACCAUCUGCCAAAAGCAGGAUUCUCAUUGCGAGUCAAAGAUCUUCAGGCAACUGUCUUCAUCAGCAAGGAGAAAUAGCGAGUGCUCCCAGCCUCUAUCAUCCUGAUGCUUCAGUUGAUCUUAAGAAAGUCCCAUGUCCAAAUGCUGCGAAGUCAAACCUCCCCAAGCCAUGUCCAUCUGCACUCCGCCCCCCAGGUUACUCGCGGUUGCCGGCAGCCAAGCUGGCAGCAUUUGGUUUUGUCAGGAGCUCAAGCGUAUCCUCUGUCUCCAGCAACCAGUCGAACGACAGCGCUCAGAGUGAUCAAAGCAGGACAACCAACCGUUCCAGCUUUGGAAAUGAAGAACAAAUCGUUCCUAAGGCAUCUGCACCUUCUAAAGACGUACCCAAGGGCAGCAGCAAGAGCACAACGCAGGUAUCGAGCAACGCAGCAACUCCUCGCAGGAGCUUACUUCCAGCACCCAAAACUGCCACUGCACCUGCUGGUUUGAAGAAAGAAAUACAAAAGGAUCAAGAUGCUAAUAGACCCGCUAUUUCCUCCCCUAAGAGAUCAGCAGUGACAGCCACCAAGCUCCACUCACCAGGACAUCCCAAGCAAAGGUCAACCACCCCAAGAAAUGUGUGCUCUCCCAAACCAGGAGAGAGUCGAGAUGCUGAAAAGCAGUUCAUCCAGAAGCUGAAGGAAAAGUGCGAUGAGCAGACCCGGCAAUUAAGCAAUAUCCGAGAUGAGCUUAAACGGACCAGCUGUGGCUUUGACGUCUUUGCUAUAACAACGCAGCACUUCUUCAAGCAGGAUGGAUCUAACAGGACCGAACUUCCGAGCAUCGGAAAGAGUCGGGCAGGGAACGGAUCAGAGAAAGAAAAUGCUCUUGUGAAAAUAGACGAGCUAGGAGUUGAGCUUGCAAAGAUCAGGGAUGAAGUCGCCAUCAACACAGCGAGAUGUAAGAAGCUACAAAAUGAGAAGGAUGAUCUGGAGAGGCGCUUAGAGGAGGAGGCGAUAAAGCUUCGCGGGAAGCAGAAGGAGGAGCUGCAGGUGCUGGAGCAGAGUUUACGUGAGGAUUACAGCACCAAGAUAGAGAGCCUGCAGGAGCAGCACAAGCUGCAGCUGGAGAUGGUCAAGUCUCAGCAUCUGCACCAGGUGUCCGACAUCACAGCUGCCCACCAAGCUUCGAUAUUACAGCUGGAAAACAACCACACCGUCACCCUUAAUGUACUGCAGGAUGAGCACAACUGCGAGAUCCGAGAACUGACUGAUGCUCAUGAGCUGGAGAAAACACAACUAAAGGAAAACUUUGAGAAGCUGCGGCUGUCGCUCCAGGACCAGAUAGACACCCUCACCUUCCAGAACCAGUCCCUGAAGGCCAAGGCAGACCGAUUUGAGGAGGCUUUGAAGAAAAACACUGAGGAACAGCUGAAGAUUGCGCAAGCUCCUUAUCUGCACUUAGUAGAAGAUCUGAAGAGCUUAAAACAUGUUCUGGAAUUGAAGAACCAUCAGAUUCAUGAGCAGGAGAAGAAGAUUAUGGAGCUAGAAAAACAAGCUGAGAAAAACUUAAUCCUGGAAGAAAAAAUCACUGUGCUGCAACAGCAGAAUGAAGAACUCAGAGCCAGGAUUGAGCAUAACACCGUCAUAACAAGGCAACUGUCGGAGGAGAACGCCAACCUCCAAGAAUACGUGGAGAAAGAAGUGGAGGAGAAGAAGCGGCUGAGCAGAACAAACGAGGAGCUGCUCUGGAAGCUGCAGGGAGGAGACACCAUGAAAUCCCCCGUGAAAUCCCCCCCGGCAUCAUCCACACCAUUUUAUCGCUGCUCUUCAGGGAACUCCUCGUCAGCCAAAGCCAGAACCGUGCGGCGGUGAUCCAUCACGACCCUCUGCCACGGGCAUGUUUCCAGCUGCUGAACCUCACACCCAAGGACGUACCACCAUCAGCAGGCGCCAGAACUCGUGGCUGCAAGCAUGCUCCCUGGCUGCAUAGCUUCACAUUAAGCAGGGCUCUCUGAGAGACCCCAGAUAGGAGCUCAUGGUUUUGACACGUUCAUUACAGUAGCAGAGAGGAUAGUGAUAAGUUAGGAUAGCAGAAAGGUAGGAGAGCAAAAGGUUUAGCUUAGUACUGAUUUCACUGUGGUUAGAGCCAGCAGUUGGAAAACACUAUAUCACAGGUUCAUCGGGGUGGACUGCUGCUGCAGUACUUCAGGUUAGUCUCAAAUAGAGUUCCAGUUGUGAAUAUCUCUGUAUAUGUGUCAGUGUUUAUAUACCUGUAUGUACUGUACCUUUAUACCUAUAUACAGACGCACACACAUAUGUAUGUAGUCGAUGACAUUCUGAAUCGCAUUUUUUUAUACUCUUGGAUACUACGAAGUGCUGAUCUAUUUUCAUGACAGUCAGCGGUUUUCUAACUCGUGCCUAAGACUUGUUAUCAAAACAAAACGCAUUUCCUCCCAGGAGCAUUUAUACCCGAACCAGAAGGAAGCCCCACAGAAAUAGAAGCGCCUUCCAAGUGACCACCGAGUGGUACAAUCCUUAACGUGAACACCAGCGACUUGGGCAUUCUGAGACAGAACUGCCUCCAGAACAUCAUCAUCUCCCUUGCAUUGAGCACCAGAUGAGAAAUGCAAACCAUCCACUGCUUUUAGCUCUUAGCGUUGAUGUUGUAAGCAAACGGGGAUAGGAUAGAGAAGAGAAACCCGAGAGUUUUAGUCAAUAUGAUAGAGGUUACUGGGUGUUGUGUUUCAAUUUUAGACUCUUUAGCCCUAGAUUGCUUUUAUCUCGCUUCCCCUCGACCUAGUUUUGAAAGUCAAAACCUCUGGGUGCGGGGUCCUGUUCAGGUUGACAUGUUUCAGGUCCCAUGAGCAAGGAGAAGAAAACCAACCCUUUGUGUUCAGACCUUUGCUGGCCCAGCGUUAGGCUGAGCUGGUGAGCACCUGCUGGAACACCAGGCGUGAUACAGAGGGCUGCAUGGGCGCAGAAGAGGUCAGAAUGUUCCCUUCCAUAUCUACCCACGUUUCACACUGUUGUGCACUGUUGAGCUUCAGUCUGCCAAUGCGGUUCUGAUGGGAUGACAUGACAAAGCCAGAACUGUUAUAAUGAUCUAACCUCAACUUCCCCACGUUGAACACACCAGAGCAUAUUAUCGGCCUGGGAUGGGCUGCCCAAAGCCCGGCCUUCUUCAUUUCUUCAUUGUUCUGCUCUAUUUCUGGUGCUUUCCUACUCCCAUUUUUUAAUUAAAUUCAUAUUUAAUAGUUGCUUCCAGCAGUGAAUUAGGAGUGGGGCUUCAAUGCUGGGAAAACCAGGACCAGCCCUAGUUCUGCCAUCACUUAGUGUCAUUGCCAACCCCUUUUCCCAUUGAAUUGCUGCCUCCCAACCCUGCCCAUCGCUGAAUGCUUCCUUGGUACAACCUCCAAAUCACUGGCAAAGCUCAGAGCCUGGUGGGGAGGUGCCCAGGUCCAGCAAACCCUCCCUAGGGGGAUGUCACAGGUACCUCCUGAGCCCAGAAACAGGGACUUCCAUCCCCCAGAAAUCAUUCCUUUUUCUUGCUCUUCCUUCUCAUCUCCAGGGAGGGGUCAGGCUGUACAUUUCAUGGUGAGGAGGAGGAAGCACUUGCCAUGGAUGCCCACCACAGGCUGGCCCCAGUGCUGGCUCCCCGGCUCAGUGGCGAUGGUACAUCUCCCUUGGGGACAGGGCACCUGCAGGUGCCUGGUCCACCCCAUAGGGACCAAGGGGGCAGAGCAGGGGGCCACUCACCCCUCAUCCUUUGGGCAGCAGCUUGGACUUACCAAACGUUUGGAGACUGAGCACUGAGGCCUUGGUGCAUCCCACUGCAGGGCUCUGCACAGUGAUGGUGGUGGGGAGGAAAGCUGACACUAAUGGGUGCAAAUCAGGUAUGUUCCGUCUCUGCACUGAUGGCUUGUGUCCCAUGGACACGCCGAGGAGCCCCUGUACAGUUCCCACACAGCAGGAGUCCCACGGUCCGGUUCACUCUGUGGCUAAUGAGUACAGGAAGUUUGUAUUAUUUCGUUUCCGAUGUACAGAUAAGUAUAAUAUAUUCCUGAUAAUAAAUACACGCGCCAGCACACAGCGCGAGUGGGCGCAUAGAAACUGGGCUGUCCCGCUAUGUUUUCUGUGUACACAGACAUGCAGACACUGGUGCAGCAUGUCCUGGGUGAGGGCACUUCUCAGGUGUCUGGUCUGAGGCACCUUUAGCCCCCAGGCAUCUCCGGGGUAUGGGGACACUGAGCUGGGGCUCUCCCUGGCAUCCCCCCGAUGCAGCAGGGGUUAAGAGCACUGCUGCCCCACUGGGGACUGCAGUGCUGCCCCGUGGGCUCAUCCCAACCCUGGCAACCCCCAGGCAGAUUGUGCACAGUGCACAGCCCCUAUUUCCUGGAGCAACCACACAACGUGGCAGCACCAGGAGCUGCACCCCAGGGCAGAGCCCUCCUGUGCAGCUGGGGACAGCCUGCAGGCACUGCAGGUAUCUGGAGGAGGGAGGUGGGCUCAAUAAUAAUGGCAAACAACGGGCAGCGUUUAUUGGAGUAGCGAGAGCAAUGCUUUAAUGCUGUACCACUUAAUGAGAAAUGAAUUGCCAAAAGCUUCAUUUGGUGGUGAAGGAUUUUACAGUGGCAGCAGGACAAAAGGGAGCUGUGCACAAGCAUAAAGGGGGUAGGAGGAGGGAAGGUUCAAGGCUUCAUCAAGCAUUGCAUGGACAUGGAAGAAAGAAACCCAAGUGAAAGAAAGGUUAAAAAAAGAUAGAAAAACAGAUCUGUUUGCAGAACAAGCAUCGAAACUAUUUAACACGCCUGUAAGAAACUCUGAGAAACCACUAGGAAAAUAGACCGUCAACAGAAAGGUAUAUACAUUUCGCUUAACAGUUAAAAAAUAAACACUGUACAGACUC
Molecule: messenger RNA, 8205 nt
Organism: Coturnix japonica (Japanese quail)
Lineage: Eukaryota; Metazoa; Chordata; Aves; Galliformes; Phasianidae
Gene: MTUS2
Product: microtubule associated scaffold protein 2
Cellular component (GO): cytoplasm; nucleus
Molecular function (GO): microtubule binding
Source: RefSeq, a predicted model, not a curated record